GCGUGUAUUUGGCCCUGUUUGGACACGCAUCGCGAUCCGCGCUGGAGGACAACCGCGGGAGGCAGUCGCCGUGGUGCGUAUAUAACCUCGUCGACGUCUCCCCCGUUUCGUCUCCUCGCCUUCUCCUUUUCACAUCAUCCAUUACCUUCCAAACGUUCACGACCCUUACACGACCGACGAGAUGUGCGGGAUCUUUGCGUACUGCAGCUACCUCCAGGAGAAGCCGCGAUCGCAAGACGAUUGCGAAAUCCUUUGCAAUGGGCUUUUGCGCCAAGAAUACCGCGGCUACGACUCCGCCGGCAUGGGCAUCGACGGCGACAAGCCCGGUGAGAUGCUCUUCUUCAAGGAAGUCGGCAAGGUCGCUGGGCUCCGCAAGAAGGUCGCCGAGUCGAGUGUCGACACAUCCAAGACGUUCCUCUCGCAGGUGUCCAUCGCGCACACGCGCUGGGCGACGCACGGCCCGCCGUCCGUCGUGAACUGCCACCCGCUCAAGAGCGACCCCAAGGCCGAGUUCACCGUCGUCCACAACGGCAUCGUCACCAACGCGAGCGCGCUCCGCCUCGUCCUCCAGAAGCGCGGGUACAAGUUUGAGAGCGAGACGGACACGGAGGCCGUCGCGAUCCUCACGAAAUACAUCUACGACUCGCAGCCGGAAAAGCGCAUGAACUUCACGGAGCUCGUCAAGACAGUCCUGAAGGAGCUCGAGGGUUCGUUUGCAUUCGUCUUCAAGUCGAGCCACUACCCCAACGAGAUUGUGACUGCCCGUCGUGGGUCGCCGCUGCUCAUUGGUGUGAAGACCGAGAAAAAGCUCAAGGUAGACUUCGUCGAUGUCGAGGUUGCCGGCCCUGAGGAGACUGUUGACGCUCUCGCGUCCCCUGUCCAGAACCGCCCCGGCGGUCUCCUGGCGCCUCCCGCAGCAAACCCACCCAACCUGCUUCGCUCGCAAUCGCGCGCUUUCAUGUCCGAGGACGGCAUGCCGCAGCCGAUCGAGUUCUUCGUCGCAUCUGACGCGUCGGCGAUCAUCGAGCACACGAAGCGCGUGCUCUACCUUGAGGACGACGACAUCGCGCACAUCUCCGAGGGCGAGCUGCACAUCCACCGGCUGCGGAGCACGAACAAGGAGGGCGGGCGCGCGACGCCGGCGCAGCGCAACAUCGAGACGCUCGAGAUCGAGCUCGCGGAGAUCAUGAAGGGCAAGUUCGACCACUUCAUGCAGAAGGAGAUCUACGAGCAGCCCGAGUCCGUCGUCAACACGAUGCGCGGGCGUGUCAACUUCGACAAGAGCCAGAUCACCCUGGGCGGGCUCCGCGAGUACCUCCCUAUCAUCCGCCGCGGCCGCCGCAUCGUGUUCUGCGCGUGCGGCACGAGUUACCACUCCGCGGUCGCGACGCGCGCGAUCUUCGAGGAGCUCACGGAGAUCCCGGUCAGCGUCGAGCUUGCGAGUGACUUCCUCGACAGGAAGACCCCUAUCUUCAGGGACGAUGUCUGCGUGUUCGUCAGCCAGAGCGGUGAGACGGCGGAUACGAUCUUGGCCCUGCGGUAUUGCCUGGAGAGGGGCGCGCUGUGCGUUGGUGUCGUCAACGUCGUCGGCUCGACGAUGUCGCGUGAGACGCACUGUGGUGUGCACAUCAACGCCGGCCCCGAGAUCGGUGUCGCGUCGACCAAGGCAUACACCUCGCAGUACAUCGCGCUGCUCAUGGUGGCUCUGCAGCUGUCCGAGGACCGUAUCUCGCUCACGGAGCGCCGGACACAGAUCAUCGAUGGCCUCCACGCACUCCCGGGCCAGAUCCGCAAAGUGCUCGAGGGCGACAAGAGCCUGCAGGAGUUUGCCACCGGCGUGCUCGCGAACCAGCGCAGUCUCCUGCUCAUGGGCCGCGGCUACCAGUACGCGACGUGCCUGGAGGGCGCGCUCAAGAUCAAGGAGAUCUCGUACAUGCACUCGGAGGGCAUCCUCGCGGGCGAGCUCAAGCACGGGCCGCUCGCGCUGAUCGACGAGAACAUGCCGGUGAUCAUCGUGAUGACGCAGGACUCGCUCUACCCGAAGGUGCAGAGCGCGUUCGCGCAGAUCACCGCGCGCAAGGCGCAGCCGAUCGUGAUCUGCAACGAGGGCGACGAGGGCAUCCCCGAGGGCGCGAGGACGAUCCGCGUGCCGCGGACGGUGGACUGCCUCCAGGGCAUCCUCAACAUCAUCCCCCUGCAGCUGCUCAGCUACCACCUCGCGGUGAAGAACGGCUUCGACGUCGACUUCCCGCGGAACCUCGCGAAGUCGGUCACGACGGAGUGAGCGGGCUGGGACGGAUGGUGCGAUUGGGUUGUUGUAUGAAUGACGGACCUUGGCAUCGCUUUCGGACGCUAGUGUAAGACUUUUGACUACAAGUUUCGAUACCUCUGUUCGGGCCCUCGCGCGUGUAAAAGUACGGAUAACGGGAUUUUAGACUUUCAAAUUUUCAUCCACGGACCUGUGGCCUAUAGCAACACCACCCCGCCUAAACGCGGCGCCUCAAGAG
Messenger RNA from Fomitopsis serialis, 2507 nucleotides. RefSeq names its product L-glutamine D-fructose 6-phosphate amidotransferase. The coding region runs from base 182 to 2284 and encodes 700 amino acids. Gene Ontology annotation, molecular function: carbohydrate derivative binding; L-glutamine:D-fructose-6-phosphate transaminase (isomerizing) activity. Gene Ontology annotation, biological process: protein N-linked glycosylation; fructose 6-phosphate metabolic process; UDP-N-acetylglucosamine metabolic process. The transcript is spliced from 6 exons. The record is from RefSeq and is a predicted model, not a curated record. NCBI's taxonomy places the organism in Eukaryota, Fungi, Basidiomycota, Agaricomycetes, Polyporales, Fomitopsidaceae.